Messenger RNA from Grammomys surdaster, 1143 nucleotides. It is a transcript of the gene Rmp24, whose product is annotated as chromosome unknown C18orf21 homolog. The record is from RefSeq and is a predicted model, not a curated record. NCBI's taxonomy places the organism in Eukaryota, Metazoa, Chordata, Mammalia, Rodentia, Muridae. The transcript is spliced from 5 exons. Bases 140 to 793 code for a protein of 217 amino acids.
CGGAGACCGGAACUCCUGUGUCGCGAAUGUCUGUUUCCGGAGGGAGUUUGAGUGCGGAUGCCUAGGAUUGUUACACUGAGAAAGCCGACUUCCGGUGUGGCGUUCUUUCGCAGUGUUUGGACGGCUGUGCUCUGGAGCAAUGCGGCAGAAAUAUUAUAUUGAAGCGGCUGCUCGGGGCCUGGUUGGAAGCUGCCCGGGCCAGGCCCGCUACCUCCUAUGGGCCUACAGUUCGACACACGAGGAUAACAGCACUUUUCAGGAAACAUGCCCACACUGCUUCCAGUUGUUGGUUCUGGAUAACUCUAGAGUACGCCUCAAACCCAAAGCCAAACUGACACCGAGAAUACAGAAACUUCUUAAUCGAGAAGCAAGAAAUGAUACACUCAGUUUUAAAGAAGCAAAACUGUUGAGAAAGUAUGAAGACUCUGCAAGUGUGCUGCUGAUUACCUGUAGAACAUGCAACAGAACAGUGAGACACCAUGGUAAGAGUAGAGGCUUCCUAUCGGCACUGAAGAACAACACUGCCACUGCUGCAAACAAAGCCAGCCCAAAGACGCCAAAGAGAACAGCUCCAGGCUCUACAAACCUCGGUCAGAGUACGCAUGGUUCCAAAGGCAGGAGCCCCUCCUUGACCAUCAGAACACCUACAUCUGGACAAUCAACACCUAUUUGCUCCUCAAGGAAUGGGAGCAAAAGAAAGAAACACUUCUCUCAACUAAAAGCACUGCUUAAUGAGAGUGCAUCUGACAAGAACCCAAAGCUGGACUUCAGGCACUUCUUAUCUUCUCUGUGAAGAAAAUGACCUCUGAAUGAAAGAACUGUCUAGUGCAGCUUCUGAAACUGAAGCUAGUUAACACUUCUGUCCUCACUUUGAUGUCUGAGCACAUGGACACUAAGUCAAAAGCAAGCUCUUCCUGUCAUCCUUCAGUGCUUAAGGGAAAGGCCUCCCUGGUGAAUAUGAACAUCAAAAAGUAAAUGACCAAAGAUAAAGGUACUGCUGCUGCUGUGCCUUCAACCUGAAUUUUAUCUCCAGGACAAACACAGCAGAAAGAACCCCAGGCUACAGGUCAUUCUACAAGCUCCACAUGAGCGCCCUCCCCACAGAAGAUGAACAAACGUAAUAAAGGGUUUUAAAAACUAAAA